This is a messenger RNA of Leptopilina boulardi, 689 nucleotides long. RefSeq names its product putative mediator of RNA polymerase II transcription subunit 17. The transcript is spliced from 3 exons. The record is from RefSeq and is a predicted model, not a curated record. Lineage: Eukaryota; Metazoa; Arthropoda; Insecta; Hymenoptera; Figitidae. The coding region runs from base 131 to 505 and encodes 124 amino acids.
GAAGGGUUAUUUAGUUGAAAAAAAUUCUAAAAACUUUUGUAUAAAUACGGUGAUAGAUUUAAUACUGUUAUUCAUUUCAGUUUUUGAAAUUGAAGAAUUACCUUCUUGACAAAUCAAAUAACGGAGCAAAAUGUUUAAACUUCUUUUGUCAGCGUGUAUAGUAGCCAUUGCAUAUGGUGGAUAUGUGGUACCACAAUUGCAGCCAGUAACUACCAACUACGUUAGGGGUGUGGUUGUACCUUAUGGAGUUGGAGUUGGUCGUGUUGGAGUUGGACAUGUUGGAUCUGUAGUUGGACUUGGACCAGUUGGAGUUGGAGUUGGUCCUGUUGGAUCUGUCGUAGGAGUUGGACCAGUUGGAGUUGGAGUUGGUUCCGUUGGAUCUGUCGUUGGAGUUGGACCAGUUGGAGUUGGUUCUGUGGAUUCUGUUGUCGGAGUUGGACCAGUUGGAUCAGUUCGAGUCGGCUCAGUUGGACAUGGAGUUGUAGGUGGAGUGGGAGUUGUAUAAACUUAAAAAAAACAAAAAUAAUUUUUUAUGAAAAUAUGCGUAUUACAAAAAAUACAAUUGAGUGGAAAUUCCAGAAAAAAAAAUUGUGUGCAAAUGAUUGGUAAAAUGUGACAAAAAAAAAAAUUUAUCUGAAAAAAAAUUGUACUAUAAUUUGUGAAAUAAAAAAACUAUAUUUGGAAUAUUA